This is a messenger RNA of Culex pipiens pallens (northern house mosquito), 7384 nucleotides long. It is a transcript of the gene CngA, whose product is annotated as cyclic nucleotide-gated cation channel subunit A. NCBI's taxonomy places the organism in Eukaryota, Metazoa, Arthropoda, Insecta, Diptera, Culicidae. The coding region runs from base 2267 to 4843 and encodes 858 amino acids. The record is from RefSeq and is a predicted model, not a curated record. The transcript has 14 exons. Gene Ontology annotation, cellular component: intracellular cyclic nucleotide activated cation channel complex; plasma membrane. Gene Ontology annotation, molecular function: protein-containing complex binding; cGMP binding; intracellularly cGMP-activated cation channel activity. Gene Ontology annotation, biological process: monoatomic cation transmembrane transport.
CAGUCCAAGAUAAACAAACGGCGCGAAUAGGUCGUCGUCAGCGAGCAGAGACUUCAACGCGGUGUUACACGUUCGGAUGCUGUUGAUGACCGUGUGUGGACUGCAGUACUAGAUUGGGACUAAUUCGCGCCCACUCUGGGUUUGGAUCCAAGCACAAGUGUGGUGUUGGUUGGUCAGUUGACAGCGUGGUCAACGCUGGGACGACGGGGAAACCGACGAGGAUGUUUUGAGAGUGACUUUCCGUAUGGUGGAUCCUUAACAAAGUGGUGGCGCAGGGGAGCAGAGCAGGCAAAACUUUGCUAAUUAAAUUUCGCCUGGAAACUAUCGGGACGUGGCCGUUGUCGUCAGGACGAAGAAGACACCAAAGUGCACGAGGACUUCUUAAGGAGCGGGACCAUCAAAAGGUGUAAUUUACUAGCUCUGGAAGACAAAGCCAGAGUGCCAGAGGCAGUGGUUAGCUGGCAACACUGGAACCGGAGGGGGUGAAGGGGUGCAGGAUAAUUGAUUGCAGCAUAAUGAACUUGAACCCACCGCCGGUGGAAGAGUAGCAGUGCAGUGUGAUGGCCCGUUAAGGAGGCUGAAGAAUAAAUUGUAGGACUUCAUUCCGGCAGUGGGAUAGCCCCAAGGAGUCAACUUUUGAAGUCGUUGGGUUCAACUGAAAGAAGUGGUAAUUUAGUGGUGGUGGUUCGGCAGGCCCCCUUCAGCAAGUGAGCGAGAGAGGCUCAUGGAAGCAAAAUUGGUUACGUGAAGAACUUUUCCGGUUUGGUCUGCGCGGUGGAAAGAGGAAGGGAAUCCACAAAGGAAAAGCUGUGGGCUCGAGUUGGCUUGGGCCGUGCUAUCGUGUGAUGUGUGAUGCAAAUUGAAUUAACACGGUAAUGUGAAAUAUGAAAUGUUAAUUGUAUUACUGCUUCUAACAACCUACCCACCCUGGAUGCUAAACGGUGGCUAGCUUAGUGACGUGAAUAGUUUAUUAGACGCAAAGUGGUGGGCCGAGCCCGUUUCUGAUGGAUUAAUGUGAUUAAGGUUGGUGAUGCUAGCAGCUAGACGGAUUGUGACACUUUGCUCAGGAUUUUGUUGUGAUCGUUUGCAACGAGGAAAAACAGUUGAAGAUAAUUGCCACUAAUUCCAGUAACAGUAACUAAACCGCAUCGCAAAAAGCAACUCAACCAUUCCGAAAGCCACUGAAUAAACCAAUGAAUAGUGAUUAUCGCGAUGGCGUCCGAAAACAACUACUGAAUGCGCGGCCAGUCGUCCAAUUAAUUCAGUUAUUUGUGAACUAGAGUGGCGCACACCCAACCGAAGUCGAGCGCCAAAUCGGCAAGUGGCGAAAAAUUGGAAACGCUCCAGCCAGGCCCCCCAAAUUCAAUUGAGCUUUACGCGCGAGACGUCACCAGCAAGCCCGUCCCUGACUAUCUAGUACGAGUCCCCGCGGGGCACGUUGGUCUCACGGCAGCAGCAAAGACAACAGAAAUAAGCGCAGACAGCCGGGAGCCCGCAUCGUUCAUCCCGCAGCAGAAGAAGCAGCAGCCGUAACCUUGACCCAGUUUCACGCCAAACCAGCAGCGAAAGAAGAGCCAACACCACAAAGUUUUUUUUGGAGUUGGAGUUCGCACAUUAUUGGUGAAACGCACCGCGGAAAACAACGUGGAAAUUUAAAACGCUACCGGGAGAGUAACGAAAAAUUACGACUGGGAAGAAAAAGUGAUAAGUUGAAAUAAAUUGCUUGUUAUCAACCAGAACGGGAGGAACAACGUAACCAGACAAGUGGCGUAGAUCCAGUACCAAACAAACCGUUAGUGAGUGUGGGCGUGAAAAGCUGUGCCCGAGCGGGAAAUUGGCGCGUAAAAAAAGGUGCCGCGAAGGAAAAACACGUUUUCCGGUGGUUUUGGAGCGGUUGGGUGAAAAAGUGUGUGUGUGUGGGUGAAAAAUCGUUUCGAUCUAGGUCCAGAAAUUGUGAGUGCGUGUGUGCGUUGGAGAGGCGGCCAGCUGUCAGCUGAAUCUGAUAGGUGAUAAAUUUCCCCUCUCCCUUUUCGUCUAAUUUUCCUAGUUUUUCCGAGAUUCUUUUUUAUUCUGAGUGAUGGAAAACAACGACACCGUAAUGGUUGCUGGUUUUUCCCUAGCCUAGUUCCGCCACGUGUGGGCAGCAGUUGUGGGUUGUGGUUCGGCUAUUCUGUGGGGCACGGGGCACGGAAAAAAAAAGUGAAAGCUGGGGGAAAUGUGGUGCUUUUUUCUAAUCUAAAUGCCGUGAUUGAUGAAAUGAUUCGAUAUGUGGACCUACAUGAUGGCAGCGGCCCGAGGUGACCGGGCAAUGUCAUCCAUCUCGCAGCGUCAUCAGAGCAGCAGGAAUGAUUUCGACUCACCCAGCAUCUACCACUUCAACCGCGUCCAGCGCCCGCUGUACAACACGACGCACCGCGCGCCGGCCCUCUGUAAUGGGCCGUCCACGAUCAGCGGGGCGGGCUCGGCGACUCCGUUCGGUAGCAACACCAUCUACCAGAACUUCCAGAACCAGACGGUGGCCUCGUCCCCGAUGGGGGGCAGCUUCAGCAGUGUGGCCACCACGCCCAGCCUGUCCUGUCCGAUGGGCACUUCGGGAUCGGGGCUGGGAAUUGCGGCAGCGCCGUCGUCGCAACCCCCGGCAUCGGCCCCAGCCGCGCUGUCCUCGGCCGGGGCCAGCCCGUUCCAGAGUGGCAUCCAUCCGGCGUAUACGACGAGGAACCGGCCCGAGGUAGCCACCGAGCAACGGAACCAGCAGCAGAACCAGCAGCAGCAGCAGUCAGCGAAUCAACUCUCGAUGCCCAACUCCACCGGCAAGAACAACCACCACCUGAGCCAGGCUGUGAUAGAGAGCGAACGGAGCGAUCUACUGGAAUCUUCCGGCGGUCGACGCUCGUUACGACGGUGGCUGAACGCGUUCCGGCAUCGGCUCAGCAAACGGGGCCGCUCGAAGCCCCCCGACCAGUUCCUGGACAAGUUUUCCUCCACGACCGCCUCGGACACCCGGCUGCACCAGACAGCCCAGGCGCUGCCCUCGGACGGAACCUGCAGCCGGCUGUCCGUCGAUCCGUCCCUGCCCUCACAUUACCGGUGGCUGUCGGUGGUGUCGCUAGCCGUACUGUACAAUAUAGUGUUUGUGAUAGGACGUGCCGUGUUCUGGGAGAUCAACCGCCAGGCGCCGGCACUCUGGUGGACCUUAGACUAUUUAUGUGAUUUUAUAUACUUAGCCGACACGUUAGUGCAUUGUCAUGAGGGGUACCUGGAGCAGGGUCUGCUGGUACGUGACGCGUCCAAGCUGCGGAAGCACUACUUCUCGAAGGAGCGGUGGUGGCUGGACCUGGUCUCGAUGCUGCCGACCGACCUCGCCUACAUCUGGUGGGCGCCGAGUUCCUGCGCCGCGACCCGGCUGCCCUGUCCAAUUAUAGUUAGGAUUAAUAGGUUACUGCGUCUUCCAAGAAUGUGGGAAUGGUUCGACCGGACCGAGACGGCCACCGGAUACCCGAACGCGUUCCGGAUAUGUAAAGUCGUUUUAGCUAUCUUAGUACUAAUCCACUGGAACGCGUGUCUUUACUUUGCAAUAAGCUACGCGCUCGGCUUCAGCUCGGACAACUGGGUGUACAACAUCAACGGGGCCAAGAAUCUGACCCUGUCGCGGCAGUACAUCUACAGCUUCUACUGGUCGACGCUGACGCUGACAACGAUCGGUGAGACGCCGACGCCGGAGAACGACGCCGAGUACCUGUUCGUGGUGGCGGACUUUCUCGCCGGGGUGCUCAUCUUCGCCACGAUUGUCGGUAACAUCGGCUCGAUGAUUUCGAACAUGAACGUAACCCGGGUCGAGUUCCAGAACCGGAUGGACGGCGUCAAGCAAUACAUGGCCUUCCGGAAGGUGGGCGGCGAGCUGGAAGCAAGGGUGAUCCGAUGGUUCGCGUACACGUGGGCCCAAAGUGGCGCCCUGGACGAGGAACGCGUGCUGGCCGCCCUGCCGGACAAGCUGAAGGCGGAGAUCGCGAUCCGGGUGCACAUGGACACGCUGCGGCAGGUGCGCAUCUUCCAGGACUGCGAGCCGGGCCUGCUGGAGGCACUGGUGCUGAAACUGAAGCUGCAGGUCUUCAGCCCCGGGGACUACAUCUGCCGGAAGGGUGACGUCGGCAAAGAGAUGUACAUCGUAAAGCGGGGCAGCCUCUCGGUGGUGGCAGAUGAUGGCGUCACGGUGCUGGCAACACUGGGCGCCGGCUCGGUCUUCGGCGAGGUUUCCGUGCUCGAGAUUGCCGGCAACCGGACCGGCAAUCGGCGGACGGCCAACGUGAGGUCGAUUGGUUACUCCGAUCUGUUCUGCCUGGCGAAACGUGACCUGUGGGAAACUUUGGCCGACUAUCCGGAAGCCCGGGCCUCGCUGACGGAGCGAGGAUGUCAAUUAUUGCGCAAGGACGGCCUGCUGGACGAGGCGGUGUUUGCAAGCGCCCAGCACCAGCAGGACACGCUGGAGAGCGGAGUGGCCAAGCUGGAGCAGACGGUGGAGAACCUGAACCUCCGGUUGGCCCGGCUGCUGGCCGAGUACAGUGCGAGUCAGGCCAAGCUGAAGCAGCGGAUCUCGAAGCUGGAAGAAAGCCGAUCGGUGACGUCUCCUAAACGCCGUUCAAAUCAUCACCACUCCAACAGCAACAACAACAACAACAACAACCCUGGCGUUGAUGGCGAUGCGAGAUCUCCCGUUCUAUCGGCAUCUGGCAACGGAACCAGCCGGCAGCAGCAUUCGAGGUCAGCCCAGAGCAACCACCGACGCAAAUCGCACUCCACGUCCUCGGCGACGGCGACGAUGGCCAGCAAGCAAAACACGUUAUGAAUAUGCAUUCGCCUCCACUUGCAGAGGCAGAGGCAGCAGCACCUCCCGCCCGACCACGUGGCCAACCCGUGGCCCGGAACCAGCAGCAGCCAAGAUGCACCCGGAGAACCAAAAGAAUCCGGGCAAUCCCGGGACGUGACGAGUUCCAGCAGCAAUGGCGAACACUACGAAGCAUUUUGCACGUUGCACGUGGUCCUCCACGUGGUGACGGGGAAGGAGGUGAAGGCGGUGGUGGUGGCGGUGGUGCAUGAAAUUGGUCCAUCAUUGCACGAAUAUUUAUAUCGAAGCUUAGGGCGAUGAUGUGUGUGCCGUGAAUGUCAACUAUUUCUUCCUCAACACCCACAGGAGAACAUGCGGAAAGCGAAAAAACUAUUCUCAACUCACGAAAGGGAAUCCUAGAAUUGGGAUUUGACGGUGGGGACACUUGGGACGAUGGCGGCGCGGAAAAGUUAGGCAGAAAUAUGUUACGUGUCAACUCUGUGUUAUCCCCUAAAUGUGGAGGGGAUAAUGGUUUGUGUUUAGAACGCAAAUCGAUUCGGGACGUGUUGGUGUAUGUUAUUUUAUUACCAAGUUUUUUUUGUUGUUGUUAACUAACCGAGGGAUCAGUGAAAAGCGGAUUUGCUGACAAUGAAGAUUAGCAUUUGUGUUAAUUGACUCUUAUUUAAUUGACUGCAUUUUGCGUAACGAUUAUUCCUAAUGUAAUUGUAUGGUUUUUGUGGUGGUGCAGAUGAAACUGGGUUUGAAAAUUCCAGGUUUUAAUUAACUCAAACUUUAUUAAAUGGUUAGGUAAUCUAAUCAAAAAGCGAUGUUGUAGAUCAACUCUAUGCUGGGUAAUUCUCUACCAACUCACACGAAAUCGGGAAAAGUUGCUUAGACCCCUCUUCCGAGGUCCAUUUUUUUAUAUCUCGUGACGGAGGGACGGUACGACCCCUUCAAUUUUUGAACAUGCGAAAAAAGACAUGUUUUUCAAUAAUUUGCAGCCUGAAAUGGUGAUGAGAUGGAAUUUUGGUGUCAAAGGGACUUUAUGUAAAAUUGGACGCGUACUCAAAAUUUCGAAAAAACGUAUUUUUCAUUGAAAAAAAACACUUAAAAAGUUUGAAAAACUCUGCCAUUUUCCGUUACUCAACUGUAAAAAAUAAUGGAACAUGUCAUUUUAAGGGAAACUUAAUUCACUUUUCAGAUCUACAUUAACCCAGAAGGGUAAUUUUUUCUUUUAGAGCAAAAUUUUUCAUUUCAAAUAUUUUUUUUCUAACUUUGCAGGGUUAUUUUUUGAAGUGUAAUAAUGUUCUAAAAAGUUGUAGAGCAGAUAAUUACAAACAUUUUGAUAUAUAAACAUAACGAGUUUGCUUGUAAUCAUCAUAAGUUUUCGUGGUUUUACGUUUUUAAAAUGAAAAUGUUUGUCCUAAAUGAAAAAAAUUACUCUUCUAGAUCCAAAAAGUACAUAAAUUUCCCUUAAAAUAACAAGUUCAAAAAAAAAUUCAGUUAAGUAACGAAAAAUGGCAGGGUUUUUAAACUUUUUAAGUGUUUUUUUCGAUGAAAAAUACGUUUUUUCCGGAAUUUUGAGUACGCCAUCAAAUCGGGCGUUCAAUUUUACAUGAAAGUCCUUUUGAAACCAAAAAUCCAUCUCAUCACCAUUUCAGGCUGCAAAUUAUUGAAAAACAUGUCUUUUUUCGCAUGCUCAAAAAUUGAAGGGGUCGUACCGUCCCUCCGUCACGAGAUAUCAAGAAAUGGACCUCGGAUUCGUGAUCAGGGGCAAAAGUUACGCCUAAGGACAAAGUUUCACGCAAAUCGAAGAGGGGUCGGGGCAACUGCUGUGUGAGUUGGCGGAGAAUGACCUUGCUGUGAAAUACUGCGAUAGAGUUUAAUGAAAUCAAUACCUUGAGUUAUUUUAAUUCGAUUAGAUCCAAAGAAUCUCAAUAAACAUUCAACAUUUAUUUUUCAUUUUAAUCAAAAAUCGCGUUUAAAGCAUUAGGGCCUUUCAGCGAUUUAUAUUUUACAAUGAUUCACCAUGGUCUUUUGGAACGAAUAGUCCAAGAAGAGUUGAAUAAUUAUUGUUAAACAAGCAUUUUGAGAUCUUUUUGAAUAUCACGUACAGCCUUUUGAGCUCGUUCAUAAUGAAGGCAAAACAUCUUCAAACAUGGUUACAAAUACUCGCCUAUUGAAAGCCUUUUUGAUAAAUUGUCGAAUUGCCAUGUAAAAUUUUAUAAUGUUGAACUUGUCGAAAUUUAAAACUUUAAAACUUAAACCAAGGGUCCUGAUUGCUCCAAAACGACUCAUUCACUCGCGACCACAAAUUGAAAGCGACAAAAAACUGCUCUGACCGUUUCCUACCGUUUGUCGCUUCCACACCAAUCGUUACAGAAUACUCUCUCUUUGCUCUCCCUCUCACUUCAAUCGGGUAGUACAGCGAAUGGUUCAGAGAGACCGAUUGCGUUAUGUCGCUCAGUCGCUGAGUCGAAAUAGUUUGCGAUCGGCUUUGUUUUACUCAGUUAUUAAACUGCUUAAAAUCUAUGUUAUCAAAAAUGUUUUGCAAUUUUGUUG